Messenger RNA from Gongylonema pulchrum, 330 nucleotides. The record is from the annotation of a GenBank genome assembly. Lineage: Eukaryota; Metazoa; Nematoda; Chromadorea; Rhabditida; Gongylonematidae.
AUUGAGUUAUAUUUACUGGCGGAGAAGGAAGGUGGAAGGACUUCAGCGAUACGUUCCGGUUUUACAGAAAAAGUAUUUUGUAGUACCUGGGAUCAGGCUGGUCGUAUUCAGUUAGAGACGGAUAUGCUUAUGCCAGGAGAACACUGUACUGCCUACCUAGUACUGGAGAAGGAGAUGCCUGUGAGGCAGUCAGUACCUUUUACGAUACGACAGAGUAGUAAGCAGACAGUUGCACGCGGAAUAAUACGAGAAGUUUUGCCAUCAGUUAAUUUGGAGUCCUUCAAGGAUAUUAAAGAUCGAGGUUUCGAAAAUAUUGUCAAAGCGAAAUGA